Messenger RNA from Annulohypoxylon maeteangense, 624 nucleotides. RefSeq lists its product as uncharacterized. The transcript is spliced from 3 exons. Bases 76 to 381 code for a protein of 101 amino acids. The record is from RefSeq and is a predicted model, not a curated record. NCBI's taxonomy places the organism in Eukaryota, Fungi, Ascomycota, Sordariomycetes, Xylariales, Hypoxylaceae.
AUUUCAAUUCUUACAUAUCAUUAUUCAACUUUUUUUGAGAUCUCCUUUUGAUCAAUCCGAAAAACAUCAUUCAAAAUGGCUACUCCCAGCACUACCUCCGCUAUCCCCAUGAAGAACAACGUCGCAUACAACAGCGACUCGGAAUCAGAUGGCCAAGCCCGUGGUGGCCGUCGCCCUGCCAACCAGCUCCAGACCUCUCUACCUCAGCUACCCACCUCAGUCGGUCUAGCUCAGCCAGCAGGUUCUCUGCUGAAGGGCGCCACUGAUGACAACGGCAACCAGAAGGCCGCCGCUCUCCUAGUCGGUAUAAAGCUCGACUUGGAAGCUGAGGUCCACUUGACUGCCAGAGUCCGUGGUGACAUCUGUGUUGGUCUCUACUAAGGGAUUUCACCAUCAUGAAGGCGCGAAACAUUCUAUUCAUUGAAGACAAGCAUAGCAAGAGCGGUAGCAACUGCAGGAAUUGAAGCAGGAAGCGGAGCACACAAGAUACCCCCCAUUUUUGCAUGGAUUGUUCAGAGUCUGGCUGGAGCCGUCCCAACUCCAGCGCCUUACGCCAAACGCGUCGCGGGCUGGCUGGCCGCCGCGGGGCAUGGUAGAUAAUAAUACGACGAUUUGGAGAUCUCA